This is a messenger RNA of Oryzias latipes (Japanese medaka), 7147 nucleotides long. It is a transcript of the gene adamts5, whose product is annotated as ADAM metallopeptidase with thrombospondin type 1 motif, 5 (aggrecanase-2). NCBI's taxonomy places the organism in Eukaryota, Metazoa, Chordata, Actinopteri, Beloniformes, Adrianichthyidae. The record is from RefSeq and is a predicted model, not a curated record. Gene Ontology annotation, biological process: proteolysis; extracellular matrix organization. Gene Ontology annotation, molecular function: zinc ion binding; metalloendopeptidase activity.
UUAUUUAUUGUUUUAGUCAGAGCGGGUCUUUAAAAUGUGAAAAUAUGUGUACAAACAUAAAACUACAAAUGCAUCAGUUAACCUAUUUUGGCUUCAUGCCGCCCGCCCACCAGCGGUUGCAUCCAGGCGGCCCACGCCGCUCUGUCAUCCCUGGUUUAGCUUUGGGACUCCCACCGUUUGAUGCAACAAAGUUGUUGUGCAUUAACGGGAGCAAAAGCUGAUCAUCUGCUGAGGACAUUUUAGAAAAGCCUUCUUUCUUUUCAAUUUUAGGAGGAGAACUGCACACUCACACGUUUGCUCCACCUCCAUCUCUCUUCUCCUCUAUUCAACCUUUGACUUUGGAAUUGAGGUUCUGGAAAAGCCAUGGAUGAUCUGUUCCUCUCAAUGCAAAACAAAGGACUUUUUAGGCUCUUAUUUAUCAACACAGGCAAAGUAUUUCACCAUGUGUUUUUUUAGAUGAGCUGUUGGUUUUAUGGUGAUUUUUCAAACUUUUCCAGCACCCUCCUUCCUGCUGAGGCGUUAGGAAGCCUCCACAGUCCAGGUUUCUCUCCUCCAACUGUGAUGUUAGGAGGAGAGGCAGAGAGGGAGGGGGUGAUUGAGCGCAAAAGGGGGCAGGACUUCAACUCUCCGGGUUCUAUUAAGAGCAAACUUUGUGUUUUUGUUCUCCAAGUUCAGCUCCGUCCCUUCCAGGCUCCGCACUCUCCCUCUGCGGCUCGGGGUUGGUCUCCUCACCUGCCGGCGUACUACCGAACCCCGACACUGGGCGGGAGGAUGCGCUUUUCGGGGAGCCUCAGAGGCGUCUCUCCGGCCGGUCCGAGGCUGUUUUAGAGGGAGCAUAGAUGUUCUCGGGACUGGAAUGAACAAUGGUGCGGCUCCUUGGAGCUCUGACUGUGGGCAUGUUGCGGUGUCUCCUGCUGCUGCUGCUGCUGCUGUGCGCCGUGGAGGCGCAGCUGGCAGCCGAGGUGCCGACUUUCCAGGGGUUUUAUAUCCAGCCUGCCGGCGGGACGCGGUUCACACCUGCGCGGCGGACGGACGGGGUGGUGCGGACGAUUGACCGGAUUUACCACGGUGGGGGGAAAGUGGGCUACCUGGUGUACCUGGAUGGGAGGCGGUUCCAGCUGGACAUGGAGCGGGAUGAGUCGGUGCUGUCGGAUCACUUUAGUCCCCAGUAUGUGAUGGCUUUGAUGGGGCAGAGCUCCGCACCUUCGCAGCGGGAGUGCGCGUACCGCGGGACGGUCAACUCGGAGCCGGAGUCGCUGGCCGUCCUCAACCUCUGCGGCGGGGGUCUGGAGGGUUUCUUCGCCGUCAACCAGUCGCGCUACACCAUCACCCCCAUCAUCAGGGCGAGGGGACACGAGCACGACGUGCGCGCGCUGCAGGACAAGGACGCGGAGAGCGCGCUGCACGUUUUUACGCGCGAAAGUUUUCGUUUCGAGGCGGCCAACGACGGGCGCGAGAGCUGCGGCACGCGCGACAGGGCACGCAGAGGGAGGAAGAGGAAGCCGCACAACAGGGAGGAUGAGGGUGGCGCGCGGCGCAGGAGGUCAGUGUCCCGCGCCAGGCACGUGGAGCUGCUCCUGGUGGCGGAUGACAGCAUGGCCAAGAAAUACGGGAAGGACCUGAACCACUACCUGCUGACGCUGGCCUCCAUCGCCUCGAAGCUGUACGGACACGCGAGCAUCGAGAACCCCAUCCGGCUCUCCGUGGUGAAGCUGGUGGUCCUCAGCGAGCGGGAGAAGGGUCUGGAGGUGAGCAAGAACGCCGCAGCGACGCUCAAGAGCUUCUGCAAGUGGCAGAACCAACAGAACCCGCUGGAUGACGACCACCCGCACCACCACGACGCGGCCAUCCUCUUCACCAGGCAGGACCUCUGUGGCCAUCACUCCUGUGAUACUCUGGGCAUGGCGGACGUCGGCACCAUCUGCUCCCCAGAAAGAAGCUGUGCCGUCAUCGAGGACGACGGGCUUCACGCGGCUUUCACAGUGGCUCAUGAAAUCGGUCACCUACUGGGCUUAUCCCAUGAUGACUCCAAGUUCUGUGAGGAGCGCUUUGGGGUAAAUAGUGACAAGCGGCUCAUGUCCUCCAUUCUCACCUCCAUUGAUGCGUCCAAACCCUGGAGCCGCUGCACCUCAUCCACCAUCACAGACUUCUUCGACGACGGUAACGCUGAGUGUCUCCUCGACUCCCCACGUCAGUCCCUUCUCGGCCCGGAAGAGCUACCAGGUCAAAGCUACGAUGCCGUCCGCCAAUGCCGCCUGGCCUUUGGUCCAGAGUACACCGUCUGCCAUGGCAUGGACGUCUGCUCUCGACUGUGGUGCUCAGUGAUUCGCCAGGGACAGAUGGUGUGUCUCACUAAGAAGCUGCCGGCGGUUGAGGGAACUCCCUGCGGGAAGGGACGCAUCUGCCUGCAGGGGAAGUGUGUGGACAAGACCCGCAAGAAGCACUACUCGACGUCCAACCACGGCAGCUGGAGUUCUUGGGGUUCUUGGGGUUCAUGCACGAGAACCUGUGGAGGUGGGGUGCAGUUUGCGCAGCGUUUAUGCAACAACCCACCACCAAGGAACAACGGGCGCUACUGCACCGGGAAGAGAGCCAUCUACAGAUCCUGCAACGUCACUCCAUGCCCACCAUCAAAUAAAACUUUUCGCCAGGAGCAAUGUGAAGCCCGAAACGGUCCCCAGACCGAUCCUAAGGGAGUCAAAACCUUUGUUGAGUGGGUGCCAAAGUAUGCAGGUGUUCUUCCAAAAGAUGUCUGCAAGUUAACCUGUAGAGCCAAAGGUACCGGGUACUACGUGGUGUUUUCACACAGGGUGGUGGACGGGACAGAAUGUCGCCCCUACAGCAGCUCGGUGUGCGUGAAAGGGAAAUGUGUGCGUACAGGCUGCGAUGGCAUCAUCGGCUCUAAGCUACAGUAUGACAAGUGUGGUGUAUGUGGGGGCGACAGCACAGGAUGCAUUCGGGUCGUUGGGAAUUUCACAAAAAAAAGCAAAGGCUACACGGACAUAGUAAAGAUCCCUGCUGGCUCGACGCACAUCAAGGUUCGUCAACACAAGGCUAAGGACCAAACCCGCUUCACUGCCUACUUGGCCUUUCGACGGCCCAAUGGAGAGUACCUUCUUAAUGGCAAGUUUAUGAUCUCUACUUCAGAGACAAUCGUCCCUCUCAACGGUUCUUUGCUCAACUACAGCGGCUGGAGUCAGCGGGAUGAGUGGCUUCACAGCAUGGGUCCUGGAGCUCUUCAAGAACCUUUGGUAGUCCAGAUCCUUGCUACAGAUGCAAAAAAACCAUUGGACGUACGUUAUAGUUUCCUCAUGCCACGAGUGACAUCUCCACAGCAACUGUUAGCUCCAAAGUUGACACAGUCACAGAGCACCACCACAACGUCUAGCACAACAGGAACCACCUCCACAACCUCUAGCACCACUAUGUCUUCCUUUACUCUCCCUGCUUUGAUCCAAGGACCAGUGGCAGCACUUGGCCCCUCACCUCCUACCGCAGGGCCCCAGUGGGUGACGGGAUCUUGGAUGGCAUGUUCCAGGACAUGUGACACUGGAUGGCAGAGCAGGACAGUUCAAUGCAAGGACCAACAUGGAAAACUAUCUAAGAACUGCCUGAUAGGUGUACGGCCCUCCGCCUUCAGGCACUGUCUGGUAAAGAAAUGUUAAGGUUGCAGUUUUGGACAAAAAGGACUUGUUGGAAAACACUGUUAUCCCUAGAUGUCUAAAGUGGUGGAUGUAAGACAAUGAACCAAUGAAUUAAAACACAAAACCUUAAACUGGAUUGUAAAUGUUGGCGAAUAAAGCCAGGACAAGGAGAUUUAAUGAAAGACUGAUGUGGAUGUGCGUGACUAUAGCCCAGAGAAAUGACCUAUGCAGAGCUCAAGCAAAACAGCGUACCGCUUUGGAACAGCUAAGGAUCCAAGUUGCAUAUAAUUUCCACAGUAAAAAAAACUAUAUUUGUCUUUACUUUGGUUCAAUCCUGGAAGUGUUUGGGAUUGUUCCCAAUGAUGGCAUGUGUGUCUUUUUAUGGCUCUAUGUGUCGUCAUUGCCGUCACAUAUGUUUGCCCUUUGUGCCCGAGACAAGAGCCCCAACAAUGGGAAAUGCUUGAUGUUGAUUACUUGCACGGCUACCUUGCUCCAGAGCCUGCAUUCUACACAUGAUGCCUCUAAAUCGCUCAUUCCUGCAUGUUUACCUUGAAAUGUGAUAGAAGAAUCUUAGGAAACACUGACCCACCAGAUCAAGAGUGUCAAACCCCAGUUCUUUAGAGUCCAGCUGGUUUUCAGAUAUCCCUGCUCUCUGUGAUUACCUGAAACAGGUACUCAUCUUAAGGACCAGCACAGGUGGGGGUAGUUCAAAACAGGUCAAAGACCCUUGAGGAUUAGAUUUUGGCAUUCCUGCACUAGACUGUUGAUCUUUGUUGCAGUAUUCUUCGCUACUGCUACAUAAAUCUUCAGUUAUUAAGAUUGAUUCCAUUAGAUGAUAAUGACCUAUUUUUAAAACACAAAUUCCUACUAUAGUGUAUGUGUUCAUGUACUACAGCCUUGGAUCAGGAACGGCGAUAUCUCAAACUACGAAACUGUUAAACUGAAGUGCUUAUUCAAAGAAAAUUGUCUUCCAAAGUCUUCCAAAGUGGUCAGCAUCAUGUGUAGGAUUUUCACGUUUUGAAAUAUGCAGCCAAGAACGACGUGGAAAAUCCACACAUUUUGGAUUCUGGUCAGCUGAAAUAUGCAGUUCUGUGGAAUUACAGCUAAGAAAGAAAGUUCUUCCAGGAAACACAACUGGUUGUACUGAUUUUGAUCAUAUUAUCAGUGUAGAAGCAGCUCCAGUGUUUUGGGAAAACCAACAAAAGAGUUAAACCAAGAUGCAGUUUAAUAAUUAUGAAGCUUCAUGAUGACUCAAUGGUUUGGGGGAAGCUGUCCACAUUGUAUUAAUAUUUGUCUGGAGCCCUUUUCACACAUGAAACAAUACAGUUUUAGUUUAUCAGACUGAACCGCAACAGAGUUGCAAAAGAGCCCAACAAAUCAGGAAUUUGUGACAGGUUUAGAAGUUGUAUAAAACAAAAAAUUAUGCUAAAAAGUAAUUAAAUUAUGAGGACUUUGUGUUGGGUAUUUUCUAAGUUCAUGUGAGUUUCACUCCAAAACUGGUGUAAAUGAUUUUUUAUUGAACGGAUUUCAUAAAUUAGCCAAUUAUUUUUAUGCUUUAAAACAAAUUUUCUUUGGAUUUAAAAGAACUAAAAGAAAAAAUUGAAUUUACUUUAAUAAUGUAUGAAGUCUUGCACUAAAAGUAAAAAAAAAAAAAAAACAUAAUUUCUCUGGACCCAAAAGUAAGUUAUUUUUCAAUGGGUGAUGUCACACUCACUCGAUCAAGGUUUCAUAUACAAUCGGUGAGGCAAACCAACCUGCAAACAACUUUGCACCCUAUGAGUCAGACCAUAGUGGAAGAUAGAAAAUCUGCUCCAUGGGCCUUUUUCUGCACGGCAACAAGCCCUGCUUUCCAUUUAUGGGUUAAUGAGAAACCAACUGAAAUUGUUUCAUUUUAGCAAAAUAAUUCACCUGAGCUGCUGACGAAUCGAUUACUUCCUGCUAACUAUUCAGACGUAAAUGUGUGGAAGGGGCUCAUGUAAGCAAACGAAGCGCUCGCACAUUGCUGUCUCCAAAACUUCCAAAUCAAACAGUAUAUUCCAUGAAUAUGUGUUUUUGUCCUUUACAGUGUCUUAAAGCUUUUUCUUUCUGACUUAUAUCAUCGUUGUAAGGUUUUGUUUGUGUUUCUGUGACCGGGUGGGUGAGUGCUGUCUCUAACAAACUGCCUGUAUGACAAUGUGUGCCCUGGAAACUGGCAACGACAGCAAUGGAUUUCAAUGCUUUUUUGUUGUUCUUAUUUGUUUUUUUAUAAGGUGACAAAUAUAGUGGAGGACUUUCAGAUAAGUUAGGAUCAAAAUCUACAUAAACAGACAUUUUGGGAAAACAGGACAAAGGCCUGAACAUCAGAUGUGAUUCUUGCAUAAAUGGAAAAGAGGGCAAAAGUUUUUGAAUUAGCGACAAAACCAACGGGAAGUUGUACAUUGUUUUUCACGAUGCAGACUUCUUUAUCUUUAGGCAAAGUUGUGAUUUUAGUCCUACUAAUAGACUGAAACUGUUAGGCUGCAAAAAUGAGCCAUCUACGAAUCCUAAACCUGUUUGUUUGGUGGCUCGACACAAAUGCUGAGAAGUUUCAGUAAAAACAUCUCGUGUUAGCUUGUUAGCACCUGCUAAUUUGGGGUACAACUCAACACAAAAAUGACAACCAACCGGAUAAAAACUGAUCAAAAACAACCAAACUUUACUUUGUUUUCAUGAUUCGGAAACAUGUUUGUUUUCACCUCAGGCUUACGUCAACCAUCAGGUCAUUUAUUGUUUAUUAAUGUUUAAUUAGGUCAACUUAAAAAAAAAACAGCAAGAUUGUACUUUAUUUUAGUAAAUGUGUAAAGAAUGUACAUCUGUGUUAAGACAAGCCUUUCUCCAUGAAGGCCAAUUUAUUGCAUUAAAAAUUCAAAGUAUUCUGAAAGAGAUGACCUCAGCUCUCAUGGAUAAUUAGGCAUAACGAAGUGAGCAACAUAUCUAGAGGGCUUGGAAAUAACUUUAUGUCAUUGUGUUGCAAUGUCUGGCACCCAUUAUCCUUUCCUGUGUGGGGAACCUCACCCGUUUGGCUCCCACGCGGGAGAAAAGCCUCCCUGUUUUUCAGUGCAUGACCCAGGUCAGCGUACCUCUCACAAAAAACCCAUGCUGAAAUACUAGCAUAAAGUCGCCGUGUUUGUGCAGUGAUUACACAUGUCUGAAUGCAACCAUAUUCAGAGAAAAAUGUGCGAAAAAAAAUCCUAUUUCUACCAGUUUUUUCCGAUAUUGCUGGCACUCUCCCAUCAGCAAAACUCUGCUCAAUGAGCGACAGAAACAGCACUGAAAUUUGUAAUUUAUUGUUUGUACAACUGGUAUGUGUGAAUAAAAAACAAAGAACAAGGAGAUUAUCUGUAUUUAUUCUAGUCAUUUUGUAUCAAAUAUCUAUUUAACUGAGAAUUAUGACCUUCUGAAUCACACUGAUGUAAGUAAAGUGUUUUCUUUUUUAGUAUGCUACAAAUGUAUUUGUAUAUAAACUAUAAAUAUGUAUGUUUGAA